GGAGAACGGAUUACGUGGUGGAAUUUGUCAUUCAGUUAAAAGACAUGUAAAAGCUAAUAUUCCUAAUAUUCAAAAUAUUAAUUAUGAUUCAAACAAACCUGUAACGUGGUUAGCUUACUUGGACUGUGUAAAUCUAUAUGGAAAAUCAAUGCUAUCUGCUUUACCUCAUAAAAAUUUUGAAUGGUUUAACGAUUUGACAAUAGAUAUAACACAAAUUGAAGAUGAUGCUGAAUAUGGUUAUAUUUUAGAAGUAGAUGUUAUUUAUCCAAAACAAUUACAUGACAAUCAUAAUGAUUUCCCAUUUUUACCUGAGAAUAAAUGUCCUCCCAAUUCAAAAGUAAAAAAACUAUUAACAACAUUAGAAUCGAAAUUUAAUUAUGUAGUUCACUAUAGAAAUUUGAAACAGGCCAUCGUUAAUGGAUUAAAAGUGAAAAAAGUUCAUAGGAUUCUGCGUUUUUCGCAAUCUCGUUGGAUGGCACCAUAUAUAAAUUUAUGUACAAAUAUGAGGGUUAAGUCAAGGAAUGAGUUUGAACGACAAUUCUGGAAACUGUUAGUGAAUAGUGUCUAUGGAAAAUGUAUGGAAAAUGUAAGAAAACGUAUGUCAAUGUUUCUAGUAUCUAACGAAAAAAAAGCACAUCGAUUAAUGUCGAAAACAACAUUUAAAGAUCGAACUAUAUACACAAAAAAUUUAAUGGCUAUUCAUAUGAAUAAGGAAAAAAUUAAAUUUGAUAAGCCUAUUUAUGUAGGAUUUGCAAUAUUGGAUAUUUCAAAGUCGAUAAUGUAUGAUUUUCAUUAUAAUGUAAUGAAAAAUAUGUAUAGAAAUAAAAUUAACAUUGUGUAUUCAGAUACUGAUUCGUUAGUUUACGAAAUAAGAACUUCUAACUUUUUCGAUGACAUAAAACGAAAAUUAUUUUCUUACUUUGAUACUUCAAAUUAUCCGAAAAAUCACUAUUGUUUUAGUGAUCGUAGAAAAAAUCAACCAGGUUAUUUUAAAGACGAAUUAAAAUCUGAAAUCUUAUUAGAAUUUAUUACUUUACGUCCUAAACUCUAUGCAUAUAAAACAAAUAAAGAUGAAGUAAAAAGAGCUAAGGGUGUUAAAAAAUAUGUUAUUAAUAAUCACAUGAAGUUUGACGAAUAUUUAAAUAUAUUAAAUGCAUAUAUCAAUAAUUCAGCUAGUCAACAAUUAUGUAAAUCUAUGAAUUUUAUACAAUCAAAACACCAUUUUGUUUAUUCUAAAUCUAUAGAUAAAAUUGCUCUUAGUGCGAAUGACGAUAAAAGGAUUAUUAUGCGUGAUGAAAUAGUGAACACUUCUGUUGACCAAUUUGGUGUAUAA
Molecule: messenger RNA, 1333 nt
Organism: Aphis gossypii (cotton aphid)
Lineage: Eukaryota; Metazoa; Arthropoda; Insecta; Hemiptera; Aphididae
Exons: 2
Coding region: 149-1333 (394 amino acids)
Source: RefSeq, a predicted model, not a curated record